AGCGAGUAGCCUUCAGCCGGUGUGAGUGCCUGCUUCGGUGCACAGACACAGGGCUAGUAGAUGAUGAAGAACGAGGCACAUGGGGACGCGGAAGAUUACACAGAGAGUGAUGACGAGGGGGCAGACGGCUACCGCAAAGGUGGAUACCACCCCGUGCACGUGGGCGAGAUUUACAACGGCCGGUACCACGUAUUGGCGAAGCUGGGUUGGGGCCACUUUUCCACCGUGUGGCUUUGUCAGGACCUCUCAGCAACCCGUUAUGUAGCCAUGAAGGUCCAAAAGAGCGCUCCACACUACACCGAAGCAGCCUAUGAUGAGAUCGAACUCCUGGCCGAGGCAGCCAAAAGAAGCAAAGAUGCAGCAUGGGAGGAAACUCAGAAAGGACCUUUGAGGGAGCUCUUUCCAGAUGGGGGAGAAGGCUUCACCGGAGUAGUCCAGCUCAUUGACUACUUCGAACAUUUUGGUGUGAACGGGAAGCAUGUCUGCAUGGUCUUUGAGACGAUGGGUCCGAACGUUUUGGCCCUCAUCAAGAGGUACAAUUUCAAAGGCAUUCCCGUGGAUAUUGUCCGGAAGGUCACCACUCACACCUUAAUUGGCUUGGAUUAUUUGCACCGGGUUUGUGGCAUCAUCCACACGGAUUUGAAGCCAGAGAACGUGUUGGUGGGCUGCCCCCGGGGCGUUCCCGUGAACAAGACGGGCGUGCCAUUGGUGGGCAAUGUGGAUCCCGCCGCGGUGGCUGCGAACUUCAAGAAGGACACAAGCGCCAAAAGCGAGGAAAAGAAGGGCAAGAAGAAGGACAAAAAGUUUGAUGAAGAAGGUUCAGAUGUCGAAGAUGAAGCUGCACCCAGACCUCCACCUAUGCUGGUCCAUGACCCCAUGCAAACAGCUCCUCCUGAGCCUAUAGAGCCUCCCUACAUGAAGCCAUUUUUGAAGCCAAGCCGAUCAGAUCCCACUCUGUUGUCUUCAUAUGGCGAUGACUCCAUUGCAUUGAACCGGCCUUUGUACAACCACGCGGGAAGUCUGAUGAAGGUCCCUCCUCCCGGAGUCCCCGUGCCGGCUCCCAUGCCGCCCAGCUCCUCUUCCGGAGUAGCCAAGCCGGAGAGUAUUGAUGAGAAAUUGAUCGAGGAGGUUUUGGGUUUGGAUUUGUUUGACCAUGACGGUGUCACCUACAAAGUGGCCGACUUGGGCAAUGCUUGCUGGGUGGAAAGGCACUUCUCAGAUGACAUCCAGACGCGACAGUACCGCUCGCCUGAGACCAUCAUUAAUGCAGGAUAUGAUACCUCAGCAGACAUUUGGUCCUUGGCAUGCAUGGUUUUCGAGCUGGCCACGGGUGACUAUCUGUUUGAUCCCAAAGCCUCAGACGAAUAUCCCCGGGACGAGGACUGUAGCGGCUGUAGCGGGCGAUGGCCAUGA
Cladocopium goreaui is the source of this 1413-nucleotide messenger RNA. Lineage: Eukaryota; Dinophyceae; Suessiales; Symbiodiniaceae. The record is from the annotation of a GenBank genome assembly.